AUGACUUAUCUAUUAGAAACAGAAAUUUCGUUUGGGGGUCAUUGCGCAAUUGGUGAGCGACGUACUCCAGACACCGUACCACACUCACCUGCAUCCACUGUUUCAGAAGGCGCAAAACGUCAAUGUAAACAACCAGCAAGCAAUAAUAAUGAUCUUGUUGAUGAUGCCGCCGAGCCUAGUAAUAAUAAAAACGUUGAUAAUCAUAAUGAAGCUGAUGAAGCCGCCAAGCCUAAUGGUACUAAGGAUGACGCAGAUAAUGAUGAUGACCGGGCCGCUGAACGCCGCAAGCCGAAGAAGAAACUGACGAUCAAGGACAAGAAAAACGAAAUGAUGGCAGCCGACCCUAUAUAUGUACGCCCUCUUAUUGGAGAAACACAUGUUCAAUCAAAGCGGUGUAUGACUGCCGCUUAUAAAUAUUUCGAGAGAUGUAUAUCAUGCGUCGCAAAGCAAACUGAUGUAUGCCGAUUUACGGAAUUUAGAAUUUUCGGUGAGGAUGAAGAAACCGGGGAUCUUAUUUAUGGACCGAAUUUUAAAUCAAUAACUGAUCCAGAACCAGAAGACAAAUAUGAAUUAUUGGAAACUUCUUCGGAACAGAGGGACUAUAUAUUAAAUCAAAUUGCAAGGGCAUAUAAUAAGAUUUUAAAAAGAGAGAUUCCACAUUUUGACAUGGCCAAAACUAGAAAAAUUCCUCGCCACGAUAUAAUUCAAUUAUGUGACGUCUGCGAAAGUACAAUCUUCAGCGGAUAUUGGAUGUGUUGCGUUUGCGGACGAGAAACAUGUUUAUACUGUUAUGACGAAUGGGAGGAUGGACCAAUGGACCGACAUACCAAAUUGCUAAGAUGCCGUUGUACAUAUGGGCGGUUCCAUGAAAAAUCUCAGAUGGUUCCAAUUUACCAUUAUACGAAAGAAGAAAUAACUCUUCUUAUCGAGGAAACAGAUUUCAUUAUUGCGAAUCUCAAUGACGAUGAUAUGCAAGAAAUUGAAGACAACUAUGAACUCCCGGAUCACGAAUCAGAAGACAAGGUGGACGAACUCCAGAAACAAGACCAAGGAAAUUCAGGCGACAUACCGGACAAUCCUCAACUGGAAACUACCUCUCCUCAAGAACCAGACGUUAACAACGUUAAUAUUGAGCCAGACAUUAAUAACGUUAAUAUUGAGCCAGAUGUUAAUAUUGAGCCAGACGUUAAAAUUGAAUCAAACGUUAAGAUCGAGUCAGACAUUAAGAUCGAGUCAGACGUUAAGAUUGAGUCAGACUUUAAGAUUGAGUCAGACGUUAAGAAUAUUGAGCCCGUUAAUGUCGAGCCCGUUAAUAUUGAGCCUGUUAAUAUUGAGCCAGACAUUAAUAUUGAACCAGAUGGUAAUAUUGAGCCAGACAGCUUAUUAUUCGAUAACACGACUGCAGAAGAACCGAACAAUGCAAACCCAUUAAUUCAAGAAUCAUCAAGGCAUAACGAACAUACGAAGUUAGUAUUUGAAGCUAAUGAAUUAUCGACAGAAGAAUUUGAAAAGCUUUGGAAAAAGGGGUACCCAAUUAUAAUAACGAACAAUUCUAAAAAAUUAUCAUCAAGAUUAUGGUCACCAAAGUAUUUUAUUAACAAAUAUGGCAAUGAUUCUUGCGAAACCGUUGAUUGCGAGACCGGAAAAAUUUAUAAAAUGAAUGUCAGACUAUUUUUUAACGGUUUUCAAAACCCUGAUCAGAGAUACUCCAAAAGCAACAAAUUUCCAUGUUUAAAACUUAAGGAUUGGCCUUCAACGGACGAUUUUGCUAACGUGUUCCCGGAUCACUUUAAAAAUUUCAUGAAUUCAUUACCAUUUAAAGAGAUCACCACCAGGGAAGGUAAAUUUAAUUUAGCUCACAGACUUCCUAUUGACAUCAAUAGACCUGAUCUCGGGCCAAAGAUGUACAACGCGUAUGGCUCCAAUGACAACGAAGGCGGAAAGGGUACCACUAAUCUUCACCUAGACAUGACCGAUGCAGUCAACAUGAUGGCCUACGCCCCAAGCGAAGAGGAAAAGUUAUUGUCUGAACAAAACAAACCUGGUGCAGCAGUCUGGGACAUUUAUUAUCCUGCAGACCUCCCAAAGGUACGCAGGUUCUUGAGGAAAGUAGCAAAUGAAAGGGGGUUAAUUAUUGAUCAUCCCAUCCAUGAUCAGUGCUUUUAUUUGGAUGCUUCUUUAAGAGAACGGCUUUUAAAAUCAGAAGGGGUUUCCGGUUGGCGUAUCUAUCAGAAUCCUGGGGAUGUUGUCUUUGUGCCUGCAGGUUGUGCACAUCAAGUGUGCAACUAUACUAGUUGUAUUAAAGUUGCUGUUGAUUUUGUGUCCCCUGAGGGCGUUGGACGAAGCUUAGCGGUCAGCCAACAGUUCAGAAAGUUGUCUCGUGGUCACAAAAGGAAGCGGGACAUUCUUCAGCUUCCAAAUAUCUUAUAUCACAGCUGGAAAACAGUGUAUAAUGGAUUGUCGGCAUAA
Messenger RNA from Diversispora eburnea, 2469 nucleotides. Lineage: Eukaryota; Fungi; Glomeromycota; Glomeromycetes; Diversisporales; Diversisporaceae. The record is from the annotation of a GenBank genome assembly.